GGUUAUUUUCGUUCAGACUCGGCUACAAUCGGCUUGCACACAUGCAAGCAUGAAAAGUCACGAUAUCCUUCGCCGCCAACUUCUUGAAAACUUUGGUACUUUACUCACGCGGGAGAGUCUAUAUGACAGAAAAACAAAGUUGUCUUCCAAACGUCCUAGAAAAACAUUCUUGUAUUGUCUUCCACAGUGCAUUGUUUUUGUGAUACUUUCUUCCCCAUUGUCCUUAACUUUUGUCCACAGUAUGAAUCAAAAAAAGCAAAUAGGUAAUACAAAACCAUUGCAUGGAUUUAACAGAAAAUUGGAACCGGAUAGUAUUAUCGGAGCAACUGAUUCCAGUGGUGAAUUAAUGUUUUUAAUGAAAUGGAAAGGAACGGAUGAAUCAGAUUUAGUACCUGCAAAAGAAGCUAACAUUAUGUGUCCACAAAUUGUUAUUCAAUUUUAUCAAGAAAGAUUAACUUGGCAUACUACCUCGACAAACAGAAAAGCAAAACAUAACUAAAGCGCUCUCUUUUUUUAUAUUAUUAUUAUUAAACAAUAUAUAUAUGAAAAUAAAUAUAUUUCCUUAUAAAUUUCUAUAAUAUACAGAACAAAAUAUUGAGAAAUAUGAAAGAUCAAUCAAUUGUAUUCUCUUGUCAGUUUAUUUCCUAAUUCUUUUGCUAAUUCUGUUAAAAUUUUGAUCCGUAAAAGUUAUUGUAAACCUUGAAAUUUUAUUUUAAAUGAAUUACAUUU
Messenger RNA from Polistes canadensis, 729 nucleotides. Its product is annotated as chromobox protein homolog 1-like. The record is from RefSeq and is a predicted model, not a curated record. Gene Ontology annotation, molecular function: chromatin binding. Gene Ontology annotation, cellular component: nucleus; pericentric heterochromatin. Lineage: Eukaryota; Metazoa; Arthropoda; Insecta; Hymenoptera; Vespidae. The transcript has 5 exons. Bases 50 to 499 code for a protein of 149 amino acids. Gene Ontology annotation, biological process: negative regulation of transcription by RNA polymerase II; chromatin organization.